CUCGGUAAUUUUUUAGCGAUAUGUUUUUGGUUUACUCCAUCUAUUCGAUUUGGUUUGCUUUGCUCGGUUUGUUUUAUUUGUUUCCCUGUGAGUCCGACUUUUUUGGCGAGAAGGCCGACUGCGGCAGCCACAACCUAGACGCUGCUGGGCGGAAACCGCUCCAAGCGUUUGCAUUAAUUGAAUGCAGCACACACCACCCGACGCGCUUUCAUGCAGGACGCGACGCGAGUUGAUCAACGUUCCAGAAGGCAAGAGAGAAACAAUGCAGCCCCGCUUGGAUAAUUUUAGGAGAAAGAGUAUGGUGGGGGAUAUGGGAGGACAGACGUGGUCGGCCGAAAAGAAAACAAACCACUGUUGGGGGGUGCUGUGUCAGGUAAACAAAUGAAG
This is a messenger RNA of Chaetomium fimeti, 387 nucleotides long. RefSeq lists its product as uncharacterized. The coding region runs from base 21 to 233 and encodes 70 amino acids. The record is from RefSeq and is a predicted model, not a curated record. The transcript has a single exon. Lineage: Eukaryota; Fungi; Ascomycota; Sordariomycetes; Sordariales; Chaetomiaceae.